Molecule: messenger RNA, 2099 nt
Organism: Catharus ustulatus (Swainson's thrush)
Lineage: Eukaryota; Metazoa; Chordata; Aves; Passeriformes; Turdidae
Gene: DTNB
Product: dystrobrevin beta
Exons: 22
Biological process (GO): synaptic signaling
Cellular component (GO): plasma membrane; synapse
Molecular function (GO): zinc ion binding
Source: RefSeq, a predicted model, not a curated record
GCCGGGACCGUUGGAGCGCGGCGGCGGCUGAGGCGGCCCGGCCGCCCCGGGAGCGGCUCAGGUUGUGGUUUCAAUGUCUGAAGAAGGAAGCGAGCCAGGGAAGUGGAAGUUGCCCUGAGAGACUUCUCAGUGUGAUUCAGAUGAUUUCAAUGCAGUGUCAGUUGAAGCCAGACGAGUUGAGAAGCCCAAAGCAAGGAAGUGCCAAAGCAGGUGGACACCUUUGCUGCCAGCACAGAAUGAUUGAGGAGAGUGGGAAGAGGAGGAGGACCAUGGCAGAGAAGAGGCAGCUGUUCAUGGAAAUGAGAGCCCAGAACUUCGAUGUGAUCCGGCUGUCCACGUACAGAACCGCCUGCAAGCUGCGCUUCGUGCAGAAGAGGUGCAACCUUCACCUUGUAGAUAUCUGGAACAUGAUUGAAGCCUUCCGAGACAAUGGCCUUAACACCUUGGAUCACAGCAGCGAGAUCAACGUGUCCCGCCUGGAAACCAUCAUCUCAUCCAUCUACUACCAGCUCAACAAGCGCCUGCCCUCCACCCACCAGAUCAGCGUGGAGCAGUCCAUCAGCCUGCUGCUCAACUUCAUGGUGGCAGCCUAUGACAGCGAGGGCCACGGCAAGCUGACGGUGUUCUCAGUGAAAGCCAUGCUGGCCACCAUGUGUGGGGGCAAGAUCCUGGACAAGCUCAGAUAUAUUUUCUCUCAGAUCUCAGAUUCCAACGGGCUGCUGAUCUUCCCCAAGUUUGACCAGUUCCUGCGGGAGGUGCUGAAGCUGCCCACGGCCGUGUUCGAGGGGCCCUCCUUCGGCUACACGGAGCAGGCGGUGCGCUCCUGCUUCCCCCAGCAGAAGAAGGUGAUGCUGAACAUGUUCCUGGACACGCUGAUGGCUGAUCCUCCUCCCCAGUGCCUUGUGUGGCUGCCCCUCAUGCACAGACUGGCCCACGUGGAAAAUGUCUUCCACCCCGUGGAGUGCUCGUACUGCCACUGUGAGAGCAUGAUGGGCUUCAGGUACCGCUGCCAGCAGUGCCACAACUACCAGCUGUGCCAGAACUGCUUCUGGAGGGGCCACGCCAGCGGCACCCACAGCAACCAGCACCAGAUGAAGGAGCACUCCUCGUGGAAAUCUCCAGCCAAGAAGCUGAGCCACGCCAUCAGCAAAUCCCUGGGCUGCGUGCCCAGCCGGGAGCCGCCGCGGCCGCUGUUCCCCGAGUAGCCCGAGAAACCCCUGGACCUGGCACACAUCGUCCCCCCCAGACCCGUGAGUAACAUGAAUGAGGCCAUGGUGACCCACGUGUCCUCUGGAGCCCCCACACCAACCAAAAGGUGCCACCGCAGCAGCCCCGGCCCCUCCCGGGAGGAGCACGCCCUGAUCGCGUCCUUUGUGAGCCGGCUGCGGAGCGGGGCACGUGUCCUGGACAGCCCGGGCCGGCUGGACGAGGAGCACCGGCUGAUCGCUCGCUACGCCGCGCGCUUGGCAGCCGAGGCUGGCAAUGCUCCCCGCCCCCCGGCUGACCUGGGUUUCAGCUUCGAUGCCAACAAGCAGCAGAGGCAGCUGAUAGCAGAGCUGGAGAACAAGAACAGGGAGAUCCUGCAGGAGAUCCAGAGGCUGCGGCUGGAGCACGAGCAAGCCUCGCAGCCCACGCCCGAGAAGGCUCAGCACAACCCCACGCUGCUGGCCGAGCUGCGCCUGCUGCGGCAGAGGAAGGAUGAGCUGGAGCAGAGGAUGUCAGCCCUGCAGGAGAGCAGAAGAGAGCUGAUGGUGCAGCUGGAGGGGCUGAUGAAGCUGCUCAAAGAAGAAGAGCAAAAGCAGGCAGCCGCAGGCUCGGCGCAGCCCUCGCCCACCCAUGGCCGCCCCCCGGCCGUGCCCCGCUCGGCCUCGGCCGGCUCCACACCCACACACAGCGCCCAGGACAGCCCGGCCGGGCUUGGGGACGGGCACGAGGCCCCGGCACACGGUACGAGGAGGAACCUCCGCAAUGACCUGCUGGUGGCAGCGGAUUCCAUCACCAACACCAUGUCCUCGCUGGUGAAGGAGCUCCACUCGGCAGAGGAAGAGGACGAAGAAGAAACAGAGAAGCUGCAGAAUGGGAAGGACCGAGGUGGAUGA